Messenger RNA from Striga hermonthica, 3675 nucleotides. NCBI's taxonomy places the organism in Eukaryota, Viridiplantae, Streptophyta, Magnoliopsida, Lamiales, Orobanchaceae. The record is from the annotation of a GenBank genome assembly.
AUGGUUAAUUUUCGACAUAUGGAAGUUGAAUUUGUCACCGAGGAAACAUCCGAUGAUGAAAACUUCGGUUUUGAUGAUGGCAGUGAGGAUUACCUAAAUUUCGAUGGAGAACGAUGUGGGAUUUGUAUGGACGUUGUGAUCGACAGGGGCGUGCUCGAUUGCUGCCAGCACUGGUUCUGUUUUGAUUGCAUUGACAACUGGGCAACCAUCACAAGCCUCUGUCCUCUUUGCCAGAAUGAAUUUCAACUUAUUACAUGUGUACCGGUGUAUGAUACAGUCGGUGGCAACAAGACUGACGAUGAAACAAGUCCAAGAGAUGAUGACUGGUUCAUUGAAGGGAAAAGUAACAAUGUUUCUUUUCCUUCAUACUAUAUCGAUGAGAAUGCAGUUGUCUGCAUGGAUGGAAAUGGCUGCAAAAUUCGUAGUGGAUCGGUGUCAAUUGAAGCAGAUUCAGAUAUUGAUACAUCCAUUGCUUGCGAUUCAUGUGAUAAGUGGUAUCAUGCUUUUUGUGUGGGAUUUGAUCCUGAAGGCAGUUGUGAUAGCUCAUGGCUGUGUCCAAGGUGUAAUGAUAAAGGUCCAAACGAGUUGGAUAAUGUUUCAUUAAGAAAAAGCUACCUAAAUAGCUUAGAAGUUGCUAACUGUGGCUUUGUAGAUGGAGCAUCUUUAUCUGGAAGAGUAUUAGUAUCUGUUGCUGAUGAUGGUGAGACAGCUGUAGUUGUAUCACUGAUUGACGAAAAUCAAGAAUCGAGUCAAUCAGCCUCGGCAUUUUGUAAAGAUAAAAAUAUGGGAAACACCUUCUUACCCAGUUCUAUGUGCUCCUCUCCAAAGCCUGAAGCAGUGUCUGGUGAUAAAGAGAGUGUUGAACCAAAUUCAUGUGAACAAGGAACAGCAGAACUGAAUUUCUCACGAGAUAAUCAUGGCAGCUCAUCACAUGAUGAUGUAUUACCUGCUGAGCUGAACACAAAUGCUGAUGGUGUAGUUGAAGUAGCCCCGGGACAUUUGAAAGAGACAAUGACCGAGUCUGGUUUAGAUCUUGAUCUUGACAUGAAGGACAAUCAUGUAGCUGAAGAUAAAGUGCCUCAGUUAUCCGAACCAAAUAACAGGUCACAAGAUCCUAAGCCAGAGAAGGCGACGCCUGAUGACGUUGUUGACAAUAUGAUGGCUGAUGAGAAACUGGCCAUUACUGGAAUUACAUGUGCUAAGAGGAAGUACAGAGAUAACAGAAAUGCAGAAGGCAGAACUGAAGCUAAUAUUGAGGUUAAGAUUCCUCGAAAGAAAAUGAAAGCUGAAAAGAAUAGUCAGCCCAUCAGUAAUAUCAUGGAUCAAACAGCUGCACUCGUUCGAGAUGAGUCCACUACAAUUUCCAGACAAAAACGUUUGAGGGAAAAGGAAAAUGCUAGUCUUGAUAUAAGGGACAUAGUCCAGGGAUCAUAUCGUAAAUCUCUGAAAAAACCUGGACAUAGAAAUUCUUCCGAUACAACCUGCAAAGAAGGAGAAAGUGCCGCCGGGUUGAGGGUCAAGAAGAUCGUGAGGAGAGCUGGCGAUGAUAAAGAAUCUUCAACUCUCGUUCAAGAGCUUAGACAAAAAAUCAGAGAAGCUGUCCGUAAUAAAUCUUCUGAAGAGCUUGUCGGGAAAAAUCGUUUUGAUCCGAAGCUUCUGGAUGCUUUCCGGGCUGCUUUGGCUGGAUCAGGUGCAGAUAUUAGGAAACCGCCUCUGGAUGUGAGGGCAAAAAGGUCAUUGUUGCAGAAGGGCAAAGUUCGUGAGAGUCUGACCAAAAAGAUAUACGGGGCUGGGGGAAAACGGAAACGGGCUUGGACUAGGGAAUGCGAAGUCGAGUUCUGGAAGCAUCGGUGCAUGAAAAUAUCGAAGCCCGAAAAAAUCCAGGCAUUGAAAUCGGUUCUUGAUGUCCUGAGAGAUAAUAAUCUUCAAGAAAAGAAAACGCCUGAGAAUGAAGAGGAGGAGACAAAGGGUUCAAUUCUGUCUAGAGUUUACUUAGCCGAUACAUCUGUUUUCCCUAGAAACAAUGACAUUAAACCUGUUGCAAACCUCAGAGCUGCUGGAGCUCCCAAGCCAAAAAAAGAAAGUAGUUUGACUGGAAAUAACUCUAUACCUUCGACCAGUAAUCAGUCCGAUGCAAAUUCACUGAGGCUCUGUAGUUCAUCUCAGUUGAAAGUUCUUCCUCUGGAUGGUAAAGAGACAAAGAAGAGUGUUACGGAGGUCAAAUCUGCAUUAGGUGGUAAGAAGGUACCUUUGGAUAAGGAAAAGACAACCAAAUCGGACAUGGCAAAGGGUGAUAAAAGACAGUGGGCCUUAGAACUUUUGGCUAGAAAAACUGCAGUCCCCGGCAAGAAUAUGCAAGAGAAAGAAGAUGACAAUGCGAUUCUCAAAGGGAAUUUUACCUUAUUGGCUCAACUACCGAAAGAAAUGCGGCCUGUUUUGGCUGCCAGUCGUCAUAAUAAAAUCCCCGUAUCAGUCAGGCAGAUUCAACUUUAUCGCCUCACCGAGCACUUCCUGAAGAAAGCAAAUGUGUCGGUCGUUUGCAGAUCUGCCGAGACAGAGUUAGCCGUUGCGGAUGCGGUUAAUAUCGAAAAACAAGUUGCCGACAGGUCACACAGCAAGCUCGUCUACCUCAAUCUGUGCUCACAGGAAUUAUCACGAAGAGCAGAUGAUAUUAACAGUAGCUCAGAUGCAGCAACCGAAGAAUCUAAUAAUAAUAACAAUAAUAAUAUUGACAGUAGCCCUUUAGAUUUGGGAGUUGAAGAAGCACUGAGAAGAGCUGGGCUUGUGUCGGAUUCCCCUCCAACUAGUCCAAAUCAUCCAACAGACGAUAUUACCAAUGAUAAUAAUAAUAAUAAUUACAAAGUAUGUUCAGCAGAUAGCAGUGAUGACGAGGGACCUGAGAACGUUAUCGAGGCCGAGCCUCACUCGGAACUUGAUAUUUACGGUGAUUUCGAGUAUAGUUUGGAAGAUGAUGACUUUAUCGGUGCUGGCUCUCUUAGUACCAAUUCUAAGCCACAGCCCGAGCCGCCAAAGUUGAAAUUGCUGUUUUCAUCGAUUAAACCCGAAAAAUCAGACGAGAAAGCUUUAGCGGAGUUGUCGGGCCCAGUUGAGUCUCGGAAUGAUGUUGGCACUGGGGGCCCGGAUCUUGAUAACAGUAAAGACGAGGGUCUUAUUCGAAAUUCUGCAGUUGAUGAUAGUGAGAAGGAGCUUUUGAUGGCAGAAUGUGAAGAGCUCUAUGGACCUGAUAAAGAACCACUUGUUGAAAAGUAUCCAUUAGCCGUAUCAGAUAAUAAGCCAUUUGAUGGAUUAUCUGAAGAAAAUGGUAGUAAUAAGAGGUUGGGCCAAAUCCAAUCACCUUCCAAUAUUAAGGAUAAGAACAAUGCGGUGAAGAAGGAUAGGACAGCAAAAGCCGACACCAAGCCAUUGGAAAGUAGUAUGAUCAUGAAAAAGGUUGAAGCAUAUAUUAAGGAGCACGUAAGACCCCUUUGCAAGAGUGGUGUGAUCACGGUUGAACAGUACAGGUGGGCCGUGGGAAAGACAACCGAGAAAGUUAUGAAGUACCAUUCGAAGGAGAAAAAUGCAAAUUUUCUCAUCAAGGAAGGUGAGAAGGUGAAGAAACUGGCCGAACAGUAUGUUGAAGCUUCCCAGCAGCUGACGAAAUGUAAACCUUCUUAA